UCUGCGAUGAUUUGAGGUUAAGUCAACUCCAUGUGUCGUGCAGGGAACAAUUAUUUUUACUGAACUUUAUUCCAGAGCAGAACGAUAUUCUGGAGGGAUCAUGGAGUCUGAGGACGUCGAUGAUCCACAACCUGGGACUUCUAUCAGUAGAAAUGCAGAUUCAAUCGAGCAGAAGAUAAUAGACCUGGCGCAGGUGACCCCCAACGGUUUGACAGACGCCGACAUCUCCAGGGAGUAUCCAAACCUGGAGCCAGCGCAGAAGGCCCUGGCCUUGAAUAAACUAUUGAAACAAGGUCAGAUAGUGGUCCUGAAGAAGGGCACGAGUUUGCUGUACCGUUUGAAGGCCUCGACGACGAAGGGUGCGGACAAUGAGGAGAGAAUCGUCUACUCGAUAAUCGAAGCAGCUGGCAACAAGGGAAUCUGGAGCAGAGACGUCCGGUGGAAGGCGAAUCUCCCAGUCACCCAGACAGGAAAGAUAAUUAAAAGUCUCGAAAGCAAGAAACUCAUCAAACCUGUCAAGUCCGUGGCAGCUGGACGCAAGGUUGUCUACAUGCUCUACAAUUUGGAGCCUGACAGAUCUGUUACUGGAGGUGCCUGGUACCAGGAUCAGGAUUUCGAGGCGGAAUUCGUCGAUGUCCUCAAUCAGCAGUGCUAUAGAUUUCUCGAGCUCAAGAGGGAGGAGAUGAAAACCGUUAGAGGAGGCCCCAUCAUCGCCAGGAACGUCACCUUCGCGUCGUCCAAGGAGGUCUGGCAGUUUAUCUCCGAUCUUGGCAUCUCCAAGGUGAAUUUAUCUGUUGAGGAUCUCGAGAUGAUUCUCAAUACUCUCGUUUAUGAUGGAAAGGUUGAACGAACUGUGUCUGCUGAUGGUGAUACCAUUUAUCGCGCUAUCACAUCCAUCGUCACCACCCCGGGACUCAUCCUCACACCCUGUGGAAUGUGUCCUGUGCGGAAAAACUGCUGUGACCUUGGAGACGUCACCCCCUUGAAGUGUCAGUACCUGACAGACUGGCUAGACGCAUCCCAAUACAAAAAAAUCGAAUAAACAUUUACAUUUUUGCAAUUCAAA
Messenger RNA from Fopius arisanus, 1066 nucleotides. RefSeq names its product RNA polymerase III subunit F (gene Polr3F). Gene Ontology annotation, cellular component: RNA polymerase III complex. Lineage: Eukaryota; Metazoa; Arthropoda; Insecta; Hymenoptera; Braconidae. Gene Ontology annotation, biological process: transcription by RNA polymerase III. The record is from RefSeq and is a predicted model, not a curated record. The coding region runs from base 101 to 1042 and encodes 313 amino acids. The transcript has 3 exons.